Molecule: messenger RNA, 8634 nt
Organism: Dicentrarchus labrax (European seabass)
Lineage: Eukaryota; Metazoa; Chordata; Actinopteri; Moronidae
Gene: cbln1
Product: cerebellin 1 precursor
Exons: 3
Coding region: 570-1145 (191 amino acids)
Cellular component (GO): synaptic cleft; glutamatergic synapse
Molecular function (GO): protein binding
Source: RefSeq, a predicted model, not a curated record
GGGUCUUUUUAAAAAAAGAAAAAGGAGUAGGACCAGGGCGGGAGCAUCUUGCGCUCGCGCGCCGCGUCCCUUCCUCUCGAGCCUUUUGUGUUUGAAACUCUCAUAUCUCACAUAUCAAUAAUUCAAGCGCGCGCGAGAGAGAGCAGACGGAGCUCCCCCCCGCGCGCUAUGAGUUCUGCUGCCUCGUCACUCGUCCAGGGCCCCUCCGCACCGCGCGCGACUCCCGUUUAUUGUGCUUCCAAGUGACACGAGAAGCUGCCCGAGAAGUGAGAAAAGAAGAGAAAGAACAGGUGAGAAGUGGCCAGUCGACGGGAGAUAACGAGGGUAAACUGAUUUUUGGAAGAAAAGGAGAGAAGCUGAAACAUAAACCGUCUGGUUUCCCCUCCGCGAGGGAGAAACUGUUUGCUGUAGGCUAAUUAAAUCCAAGAAAACGGAGUGGCAUCUAGUUGUAAAAGAAGCCUUCUGCAGGUUCACCGGGGGAACAACGGGAAACUCUUGCUACCUUACUUUUUUUUAAAGGGGAAUAGACCCACGAAGACGACCGAAGAAGUUCAUCGUUCUGGUCCGGUAUGUUGGCGUUUUGCCUGCUGAGUGCCGUGUGGCUCGCGGCGAGCCCGGCCCGCGCUCAGAACGAGACGGAACCAAUCGUCCUGGAGGGGAAGUGCCUAGUGGUGUGCGACUCCAACCCGACCUCGGACCCCACGGGCACGGCGCUCGGGAUCUCGGUGCGCUCGGGCAGCGCCAAGGUGGCGUUCUCCGCAGUCCGGAACACCAACCAUGAGCCCUCCGAGAUGAGCAACCGGACCAUGGUCAUCUACUUCGACCGGGUUCUAGUAAACGUUGGGAAGAAUUUUGACGAGGAGAGGAGUAAUUUCAUCGCGCCUCGCAAAGGGAUUUACAGUUUUAACUUCCACGUAGUGAAAGUCUACAACCGCCAAACUAUACAGGUGAGCCUGAUGCACAACGGCUGGCCGGUGAUUUCGGCGUUUGCCGGUGACCAGGAUGUGACGCGCGAGGCGGCCAGUAAUGGUGUUUUGAUCCAGAUGGAGAAGGGAGACCGGGCCUACCUCAAACUGGAGAGAGGAAACCUAAUGGGAGGAUGGAAAUACUCCACCUUCUCCGGCUUCCUGGUGUUCCCCAUGUAGAGGAAGAGGAGGAGCAGGGGGUGGAAACGAAGGAGGAGCUGGUGGAAGAUGGAAAGUGCGAUGACGACGGGGGAAAAGGCAGACGGAGGAAGAAGAGGGGCACGGGAAAGAGAAAAUGGCGCGAACGAGACGGAACAGAAGAAAAAGAAAGAAGAGGGACUGUGACAACAGACUCUGUUUGGGACGCUGCAGAAGGAGGAAGGAAGAGGAAGGAUGAGAGAUGUUAGAGAGAUGUAAGAGCAAGACAGAACGAUUAUAGGAGGGUAAAAUGAGACAGGAUUUAUGAAGCCAGUACAUGAAAGUGUAUGGCCAGCUUCUUCACUUCCCUUCCUCCUUUCAUCCAUCCUUUCAUCCAUCCUUUCCUCCCUCUGUUUUCUCUGGCUUGACUGCAGCUUUGGACAGCCAAAACUUUUUUUAUUCUCUGCUGAAAGACGCAAUUGAUCAUUUAUAUGUUCCAGAGUGUUCUAAAGCCCGAGUGUAACCCCCCCAACAUUCAUUCAUUCAAUCAUUAAUUCAUCGAUCGCUAUCAACAUAAGCUUUGAAGAAUGUUUCUUGAAGAACUGCUCCCCACAUCUCCCAUUUACUGUGGCCAUAUUUGUGGGGUUUUUCAUGCUUUCAUGCAUAAACUGCACUGAUUUUGGAUCAGCCUCUACCCCAGCGCCAAACUAGAAUUUUUAUAGGGGAAACACUAAACUCUGAUCACAAAAUCAGGAGCUCCAGACACAUUUACAUUCCCUGUAAAGCUGUGUUUUAUAGUUAUUAUGAUAAUUAUUGGCUUUUAAAAAACUUUGUUCUUGAAAGACACAUCUGUUUCCCCCUCCUCUCCUACCAAUUGCCCCCACUCUCUGUUACUUAAUCCCGCUCUCUCCCCUGCAUCCGUACCACAGUCAUGUCCUAUUCUUUGUCUUCAGAUCAGAUGACUUGAUUUCUUACAGCAUCAAACAUGACUCUUAAUCUAAGACAGUUAACUCUGGUGUCCUGCUGACGAUCCCGAUGCCUGAACUUUGGGUAUCGUCCAAUCCCGAGUACCGAUCCGAUACAUGAUAAAAAUAAACGUCAGAAUAUAUGUAUAGAUAUACACAGAUAUAUAUGUAGGGCGGGUCAUGACUUCACUGGGGAAAUAUUGGUGUGCAGGACAUUGCUGAUAAAGUAGCAGGGUACCAUUUUGGGGCUAACAAAUGACAUGUUGGAUCGGUGCUCAGACACCUUUUAGGCAGUGUAGGAUACUGGUAUCUGUAUCAGAACAACUCUGACAGUAACUGAGCACAACAAAUAACUUAAAUGAUAUAUUGCUGUAAAAUGUCUCUGAGAAAUUAAGUUUUUAUACCACUAAUUUACAAGAGCAAAGAAAGGUAAUGUUAACUGUAAGAAAGGUAAAAAAGGUUAAAUGUAGAUGUAGUCAAUACCUAACCAUGACUCUGGUGAUCUGCAUCCACACAGUCACACAGACAGUACUGUUGUACCUUCAGUGUUCCUAUCAGCCACACAAACAUACCAGCCAGCCUCCAUCCUCUUCCACCAUCCUUUGUCCACAGCUUCACCCCCCCUCCGUCUGUUUCUCUCCCUCCACCACUGCUGCUGUUACCCCUCCAUCUCCAGGAUCCCCUCCUCUCUUCAACUAUGCUGUUUACCCACAAGUGCAGAUUUUUUCUCUCUCUUGCGUUUUCGUAUACCUCUGUUCUCCCCCACUCACCUCUCUCUCAUCCUUUCCUCAACGGUCCAUCUCCCUCUCCUUCCUCAUGUCUCUACUUUAUCUGCUGCUGUACUCGUUUGCCUCCCAGCACAGAUCCCUCCUUGCUUUUCUUCAAUGUUGGACUUUGGACACUAAAACCAACUUACAACCACGGACUCUAUUAUAUACAUAUAUAUACAUACAUAUAUAUAUGUAUGUAUAUAUAUUUACACAGUAUAUAUACAAAUGGAUAUAUAAAUAUAUCGAAAUUUAAGCCACCAUUUCUAUUCUACUGGUAUUAUGAUGAUAAUAAUGAUAAUACUAAUACUGAAACCUGAAUCUGGUUGAUGACUAUAAUAUCUGUAUUUCCGUACUUCAGUGUUAUAUAAAAGAAAAAAUAUUCUAAGAGAAACUUACUAGUGAUUGUGUGUGGAAAUCUGAGGCUGCCGUUCUGCUCUUCUGAUUAAAAACAUGCUUCUUGUUUUUGUUUUGGGUCAAACCAAGUUGUGGCUAAAAAGCUGAGACUAGUACUUAUAUAAAAAACCUACAGCUAAAGAAGACUUUUAUUUAUCUAUUAUUAUUAUUUAUUACUAUUAUUAUUAUUAUUAUUAUUAUCAAUCAAAUCAAUUUAUCUACUGUUUUCUUAUAUUUAUUUGCUCUGAUGAAAUCAAUAAAAUUUUAAUGGUACUUUUAUUUUUCUUAAACCUACUUUAAGCCUGGCCUGGCACUUUAUUUUGUUAAAGCUGGCAUAACUUCUGAAAGCAAGCAGAAACACACACAGCCCCAGGUGUGUGGAUGUAAUGGUGGGUGGUGUCUCCUCCUUUCUCCAUCUCUCUGUGGAUCUUCUACUCUUCUACACUGUAUCACGAUAUCUUUUUAUUCCUCUUUUUGUAGUCCACUUUCCCUCAAUCGAUUGGGGUUGCUUCCUCUAUCCCUCUGUCCUGUCCUCUGUCCCUCUAAACUUUCUCUCUCUUUCCUCCUUUUACAUUAAUUUAUUUAAUUUGGAUACGCUUCCUCUCUCUCUCUCUCUCUCUCUCUCUCUCUCUCUCUCGCUCUCUCCACUCUGUUGGUUUUUAAGAUUUUGUGGUUCGUUUCUCUCCAGACUCUAAUGAGCUCCAGGGGGAAAAUUAGAGCUGGAAUAACAAGCAAACAUCAACAUCAUCUCCCUCCUUCCUCCAAAUCCCUCCUUCCUCUUGCUCCUCUUCCUUCUCCUCUGCUUCUUCCCCCGCUUCAUCUGACUUAAUUUCCUAUCUUUGUCUUUCUUUCCCGCUGUCCUUCCUCUUUAACACACUGUCUUCUCUCCAGUUUCCCUCUGUUUUCCUUUUCGGACUCGCUGUCCUCUUCCCCUCCGCUCAGACUCGUCUCAGUGGCCCUUCCUUUCUUCUGCGUUCCCCUUUUCUUUAAGCUUUCCUCUUUCUUUUGUCACAGUGUUUUUUAAAAACUUCCAUUUCCUUCUUAAAUGCCAACUGGCACAAAUAUAUGACGUUUUUACUCUUAAUUACUUUGGAUAAAACUGCAGUCGUGUUAUUUUCCAUGGGUAGCUUUAAAUGCUCUUUCUCCCAGUCUCUCUCUUUGUGUGCUGUCUCUCUCUCUGUCACCAUCUGUCUCUCUGACUUUCCCUCUAUUUUUGGUCAAAAGGCAGCAAGUCCUCCAAACUCAAAUACAAAAUAGAUUUGCUUAGGUUUUGGAUACUAAAACUACUUGGUUAAGGAAGAGAGGGAGAUCCAGCUUUGUUGUCUGUACAGUGAAUAUGAAGCUGCGUUUAGAUUGCUAGCAUAAAGACUGGAAACAGGAGGAAACAGCUAGCCCACCUCUGCCUCUAAAGUUCACUACUGCGUUGUGUUAAAGAAAUUCUAUUCUCAGUCAGAACGAUCACAACAAAUUCAACAAAUUCCUGUGAAUUCUGCACAAUGUUGAUUCUGCAAAUUUGACCAAUUGCAGUUUCCCGUGAGUUUCACCAAUCAUAGCAGCCCCUCGCACCGUACGUCAGCAAACUACUAGCAAUUUUAUUGUCACUGGAAUAAGUUGCCUUUGAUUUUCAUUAAACUGUAUAAAAAUAUGAAAAAUAUUAUACAGCCCAACAGCUAGAAAGCCAGCUCUCCGUCUGUCUGCAGCCUUUUAUUUCACUAAUCUCUCAUCAGUGACUAAAAGCCAGUCCCAGAUUUACUCCUGUACAGCGGCCUCACUCUCCUUUUCUAUUCUUAGCAUCCUUCGUCAUCCCCUUAGGUCUCCUCGCCUCUGCCAUUAAAUAUGUCCAUAGAAGCUGCUGAGCCCUGUUACACUGACUGCUCGAUGGCACUGGUUCUGGCACAACCAGCAUCACUCUCUGUCAGCAUCCUUCUCCCCAUCCCAGGCCUGAACACCUCCCCUCCCAAGGCCAAAAGGUCCAGUGCUGCCAGUGGAAACACCAACGCUCCCCCAGUGCUCUGCGCACCCAGUCCGGUGCUGUGUCUCAAUUCCAAUGCUUCUGCACUUCUAUGUAGUACAUGAAGCAAACUACGUACUCAAUGCUAAUUUCGGCAUUGUAGUGUUGUGUCAAAUCGAGCACGUCCGUUGUGCGCUCACCGGAAAUGACAAUCGUAACAUUUUACCAUGUCACCUUCUUCUAUCACGAUUUACAACCAGACAGAGCAUGAGUGCCGAUACUGGCAAAUUUUUCACUGGAUUUUCUUCACGAUAUUAAUCAAAAAUGGACCGACUUUUUAUCACUUGUGUGUUUCAUGUUUCAUGCGAGGUGGAAAUUACAGCAUCUACGCUGACGUCGUUUAUUCCUCCUACUCACAGAAAAUGUUCCUGUAUGUUCCAGUGGUCCCUCCCUCCCUUCCGCUACGUAGCGAAAAGGGCGACCACUGAGAGUGAGAAGUUCCACACUCAGCUUUUUUACCGUUGUGAGUGCACCAUUAAUUAUGUACUCAAAAGUAUUAGUGUAAGUAUGGAAGUAUGAGUAUGAGACACAGCAUGGGUGUCCAACCCGUCAGAAGGGUGUGAAAAUUGCUUUAUUCAUCCAGUGUAUUGUGUCAUAGUGGAAGGAAGCCCAUUAAGCAUGUGGGAGCCUCAACAAAAAGACUUAUAAGAUGAAAGGUAUUUGGUCCAUGAUGUAAGCCCACAGGAGCACAGAGCCCUCUUAAAUGCACAACUAUAAAUAUAGGAAAGCUAAAGAGCAAUCAUGUUUUAUUUCAUUCCAGUGAACAUGUAACAAUUUGACUGUAACCCUUGUGUCAGGAACAUUGUACCAAAUUACAGUAAUCACUCCUCUCUCUACCGACUGGGAAGGGAAGAGACAGAGUCCACCUUCACCGCCAAAUGAUGAUGAAUGAUUCCAUUUAGAACCAUGAAUACGUAGGCCUACAUUACACUCUUUGUUGGUGCUGUCAGGUGGAGUAAAUCCCUGGAACCUUUUACCGAUCAUCUAUGUCAGAGUCCUGCACCGGGUCGGGUACUCCACACAAAAACAUAUUAAUAUAAAUGAAUGGGUGCGGGUAAAAAUGAACUAAAUGCGGGCAGGCAGUGGGUGAGAACAAAAUGAUUAUGUUUUUUGUGGAGAAAUUAAAAUGUGCAGACUAUUUUCAACAUAUAAAUCAGCUAAAUAUCAGGUCUAGUCAGCCACCACGUAGACAUUGUCACUGAGGAAACCCCAUUCAGAGGCAGCAGGGGGAAACGGGUUCUGCGCCAGUUGACAGAAACUUUUCCAAGAACACAACUUGGAAACCACAAGGACAGGACAAGGACAUCAGAUCAUUUGAAACUGUGUGUGUUGAUGGAUUUAACGAACUGGCACGGGGCUUGAUAGGCAUCGGUGCUUAGCUGGCCGCAGCAGAGGCAUUGUGAGUCGCAACAUAGUUGGCGAUAGAUUCAGACUACGGUUAAUUAUGGUUUCUAAAUGUUCCACUUCCGAAUUGCACAAGUAAAAUUAUGAUCCAGCCAAUGGGCUGUGCUUGGGUCAAACCCAUGUGGGUCCCAGUUGGGUCACUAAUGGGAAAUGAGAGCAUGGAACCCAUUUGGGUUGUUGAAUAUCCAGUCGGGCCCCACCUAACAGCCAGUGUAAUCCUGCAUGAAGUCCACAUGGACAGUUGACAUGGGGCCAUUACGGCAGAAUCCCAUAUAGGGCCCAUUUCACAGCCCAUCUUAUACCCACAUGGGCCCCACAUGCAAAUGUUGGUGGGGUGGGUCCGGAUUUGACUUAAUAAUUGCGGGUAAAGGGUCUGUGCAGGACUCGGAUCAAUGUACAUCACACCGGUUGUGAAAGACAGUGAGCUCUGAUUGGUCAGUAAAAAUAUUGUAGUUUGAUCUAAUCUGACACAGUGACCAUUUCAAAAUCCCAAAAUCUGAUUUAUCUUUUACGGAUAUAUGUCAGUAGUUUCAAAUACUGCUAAAUACAGCACCACUACCUCCUUUAUUCACAACGUCUCUUAUCUUUAAAACGACUUUAUCCAAAACCAAGGGCUGCAUAAAGAGCGGGGGAUGGUCGUGUUUGAUAAUGAAGCUAUUUUUGUAUUAAUGCCAAUAUACUUUCUAUUUUAGAUUUCUGUUAACUCAAUCGCCACUACAACAAUGUGUGUGUGUGUGUGUGUGUGUGUGUGUGUGUGUGUGUAGUGGAAUGCGUGUGUUUUUCUGUGUGUGUUCUUUCCCCUCACAGCAGCAGGUCUGUCCAGAGGCCUUGUCCUCCAGAAGUAAUUUGAUUGCGGCAGAGCGAGGGAGACAUAAUUGUCUGCAGCAGGUCACAGCAUAACAAACAAAGUGUGUGUGUGUGUGUGUGUGUGUGUGUGUGUGUGCGCGUGUUUAUGUGGUGUUUGGUCUCUCCUACGUCCUCCCCACUAGUGUCUGCUCCACUACAGUAUUCUCCACUUUCUUCCUCCCCUCUCCUCUUCUCAAUGUCAACAGAAAGCUGACAGUUGGGUCUGAUGCAGCAUUAUAUUUUCAGCUCUAUGGAAAUGUGCACACAUUUAUUUACAGUUGCCAAGAGCACACACACACACACACACACACACACACACACACACACACACACACACACACACUUCCUGCUGCCAUACACACUUUUGCCCCUGUGCCCUCUCACUCCAGCCAGAUGGGCAUGAAGGCAGAUAGACAGCCAACAAGAAAGUCCAAUAGAGAGCGAGUCGGACUGACAUCUAGACGGGGGAAAAAAGAGCAGACCAGCAGUUCUUCUGUCCAUAUGACGGAUAACCUUCGACCUUUACCGAACUCACCCAUUCCUCAGGUCACACGAGUGCAGACAUCCAUGCUUGCUUGGACUCCACCAUUUUCAGUUCAUCUGACACCGAGUCCCUAAAGCCCUCCCCUUCGUCUCACCCCUUGUCACUCAAACAACACUCGCAGUCACAAAGGCACAGGGACAGAAACACAUAAAUUCUUAUUUGUUCGGCCUGGAAGUCAGAGUGAAAACCUCACAAGUUAUGACAAUUCUUGUAUGUUCAAAAGCAAAUAUAGUGCAUAUUCAGAACACAGUAAAUAUAACCCAACCUCUAGGUGCAUGCACGCAGUGUGAUAGAUGUUUAAAUACUAAAUUAUUUGUGAAUGUGAGGGAAGAGGUCUGUUUCAUGUCAGAAAGCAAAGUGAAAAUAUCAUGUAGUAUGUAUAUAGAUAGUGACACAGUACUGAAAAACUACGCAUCCAUUGUAGGCAGUUUUGGUUCUCUAUUCUUGGGACUAUAAAAUUCACCAAAGGAAGUUUAAGAUUUAAGAAAUCAAAAGAUGUUCUGCAAAAUUCAUGUGCCUCUAUAUCUCUCCUGUGUUAAAUGUUGGAUUGCCAUAUAAUUCUUGCUCAGAAAUGUGUAUUUAAAAGUGUCUGCGGGAA